AUGGCGACGGUAGUGGUCCAGCAGCAGACGCUGCGCCAUUCCACCCCUCCUCCAUCUCCGAUUCCUCCCGCUCUGACCGUGAACCGACGACCGAGCCCCUCGCGACCGGCGUCUCCAGUCCUCACCAGCGACCAGCCCUCAUCACUCCUGUAUCCUCCCGAUAAUUUCAUGCGCAUCUCCCAAGCGCCCUCUCCCCCGAUAUAUGCCAUCGAUGCAACGACUCUGGCUGAGGCCAUGGACCAUAUGGCAUCACAGCCCUUGCCAGACCCGGCCCUGAUGUUUCCAUGGUUGCAUGGAUUGCAUCCGGAAAACCAAUUACAAUUGGGGUUUUUCUCCUGUCGCAAAAGGGCCCUUCGCCGAACCCCGAAAUGCUGGCGCAGUAUCACCGUGGUGAAGCUGGGCGGUGAUCUGGGCAAGGCGCGCCUGAAAGGCGCUGUCAGCGCGAGCGAGGUAAUCACGCCGGCCUCGCGUUUCUUCCUCGCAGACCCUCCGGAAGGGUUCUCUGUGCGCAAUUUUCAGAUUCAGACUGCUAAAGUGGCACCCGUCUCCGAUAUCGUGAUUUAUGGAGAAGAUGGCGCAAACAAGGCCGACCUUCUUGACUUGGCGGAGCAGUUUGCGAUGGCCCAGCAUGCGUGGAGAUUGAAGAUCGAUCCCACUCAGGAACGCCCAGCUUAUCAUACUUUUGUCGUCACGAGUCCCUUUUCUGAAAUCGAGAAAGAACACCCAGAGUUGGUGGCUGUGGACUCGGGUGGCCAGAUCACCGGGCGAGUCAUGGACUUCUGUCAAUGGGAGCGACUGGAGAUGUGUAGCAUGUCCAAGGCCUCGGAGAUUUCGGGCAAUGUAUGGUUGGGACCCACGCCCGAUUACAUGUUGCGACCAGGGUUGCCUGAGCCACCACAAACCACCUAUGAUCUGCUGAUUGAAGCUAGCGAUCUGGCAAGCAUCCCUGGUCCCCGUUUGUUGGCCAUGAUAGACAAAGAUCUGGAUCAUGGUCCCCAACGUAUGGAUUUCCCAUCAUCUGGAUCGAUCGUGCUUCCGUCGGGCAACACCCGUGAGGUGGAAGACUUCGUGAACACCGUUCGAUGGAUCUAUUAUCUUGCGCAUCCAGACGGGCCAGCCGAUGAUGCAGACCAUGAAGGCGAUGCCGCUAUGGCCAGCCCAUGCCGGAAGCCUCGCAGGGUCUUUAUCCACUGUGCUGAUGGAUACACGGAGAGCUCGCUGUUGGCGAUAGCAUAUUUCAUGUUUGCCGAGGGCGUGCCUGCGCACGAGGCGUGGCUCAAGCUGCACUGCGACAAGCAGCGGAACUUCUUCGCAUACCCGACUGAUGUUGCCUUCUUGAUGCAUAUCCAAGGUCGUCUUCUGCAAGAGAGCCCUGCGGCCCAAUCUCUUGACCUGACCGACAUGUGGGACCCGAAUUGGUUCUUGAGAAUGGACGGUUCCUUUCCCAGUCGCAUUCUGCCAUAUUUGUACCUCGGAAACCUCGCGCACGCGAAUAACCCGGAUUUGUUGUGGGAACUUGGAAUCCGACGCGUACUCAGCAUUGGCGAGCCCGUCAACUGGAGUCACACAGACCGCGUGAAAUUUGGACAACAGAACCUGAUGUAUAUUGACAAUGUCCAAGACAAUGGCAUCGACCCGUUGUGCCGAGAGUUCAACCGGUGCCUUGAAUUUACAGGACGAGGCAAGAACGACGGGAUGGCCACGCUGGUACACUGUCGAGUUGGCGUUUCGCGGUCUGCAAGUAUCUGCAUUGCCGAGGCCAUGGCAUCCAAGGGUCUCUCUUUCCCGCGCGCAUAUUCCUUUGUUCGAGCAAGACGCCUGAAUGUCAUUAUCCAGCCUCAUCUGCGCUUUGUCUACGAGCUUUUGCAAUUGGAAGAGUUCCAGUUGCAGCAGCGCAAUAAACCCAUGAAGAAAGAGCUCGAGUGGUCAACCGUCGCCCGGGAGAUCGCCUUGCUCAACAAGCCGUACACACGAGGCUAA
Penicillium alfredii is the source of this 1980-nucleotide messenger RNA. RefSeq names its product tyrosine/serine/threonine protein phosphatase PPS1 (gene pps1). The record is from RefSeq and is a predicted model, not a curated record. NCBI's taxonomy places the organism in Eukaryota, Fungi, Ascomycota, Eurotiomycetes, Eurotiales, Aspergillaceae. The transcript has 7 exons. Gene Ontology annotation, biological process: protein dephosphorylation; nuclear DNA replication. Gene Ontology annotation, molecular function: protein tyrosine/serine/threonine phosphatase activity. The coding region runs from base 1 to 1980 and encodes 659 amino acids.